Messenger RNA from Silurus meridionalis, 1265 nucleotides. RefSeq names its product biliverdin reductase A (gene blvra). Bases 108 to 986 code for a protein of 292 amino acids. The transcript has 7 exons. Gene Ontology annotation, biological process: heme catabolic process. NCBI's taxonomy places the organism in Eukaryota, Metazoa, Chordata, Actinopteri, Siluriformes, Siluridae. Gene Ontology annotation, molecular function: nucleotide binding; zinc ion binding; biliverdin reductase [NAD(P)H] activity. The record is from RefSeq and is a predicted model, not a curated record.
CUAGAAUGCAGAAGAGUGCGCUUCAUUUGCGCAUGCGUCAUUAAAUAUUUUUGCGAAGAGACCUCCUAUAGUUACAGUUCUCUUUGAAGCCAGACAUUACCGCGAACAUGUUUGGCUGUGUGGUCGUAGGCGUCGGCAUGGCGGGUCGCGCCCGCAUCCGAGACCUUCUCACACCACUGCCGUCCAGCGCUGCAGAGAUCUUCACUCUUAAGGGCUUGGUGUCUAGGAGGUCACUGGAGGAGCAGCAGGGACUCCAGCAGGUCCCUUUGGAGGAGGCGCUGAGCCGUAGCGACAUACAGGUGGCCUUCUUGUGCACAGAAAAUGCCAGCCAUGAAGAAUAUAUCAGCCGGUUUCUUGAAGCAGGGAAACAUGUGUGUGUUGAGUAUCCCAUUGCUCUCAGCUACAGCGCUGCAGCUGAUCUGUGGGACUCGGCACAACAGAAGGGCUUGGUCCUGCAUGAAGAACACAUCGAGCUCCUCACCCCCGACUUCAAGCAGCUGAAGAAGGACAUCACCGGCAAACAGCUCGAAGAGGGAAGCCUGCAUUUCACAGGGGGUCCUCUCAAGAGCGGAUUCGGGUUCCCGUCGUUCAGUGGCAUCGCCCGCCUCACCUGGCUGGUGGAUCUCUUUGGGGAGCUUAGCGUCAAAUCGGCGUCGCUGCUCGAAGAGCCGGAAACGAAGCAUGUGAAGAUGACAGUCCACUUGCUGACCAGGGAGCAGAAGCCCUUGACCUGGACUGAGGAGCGUGCUGAAGGCCUGAGUCGUGCCAAGCGCAUUAACCUGCGCUUUAGCACCGGCAUGAUUACCGCCAUGCCAUCCGGAGUCCCGGAGCCUGUGGGUCUCUUCAUGCAGGACCUGGUGCUGUUCGGAAAGAAGAUGCAGGGCGCCGUGCCGCCCGACCAACUCCAGGCAGAGAGGAAUCGAAUCCUUCACUGCUUCAAGCUGGCAGACGACAUCAGGAGACUCUGCCAGGACACCACAUCCUAAAACAACUUAGCAACACAGGAACAGGGACCAGGACGGGGAUUUGUUUUAGCCCAUAGAUUUUGCUCUGUCGGUCCAACAUGUAUGUAGCAAGCCUUUGUAAUGAAGAUGUAACCUAUUUUUAUUAUUGCAAUGUAAAAAAGUACAAAUAAUAUUAUUCUCUUAUCACAGAACAAAUUUCUGACACACACACAAAUUCAGUGCACAGUAUUCUAUAUUUAGAUCAAUUACAUAAUAUAACAUAACAUCCAUCUAGCUAUAAUACAAAAUAUACAAUAUUUA